Vicia villosa (hairy vetch) is the source of this 1475-nucleotide messenger RNA. Its product is annotated as UPF0481 protein At3g47200-like. Bases 102 to 1475 code for a protein of 457 amino acids. NCBI's taxonomy places the organism in Eukaryota, Viridiplantae, Streptophyta, Magnoliopsida, Fabales, Fabaceae. The record is from RefSeq and is a predicted model, not a curated record. The transcript has 2 exons.
UUAAACCACCUCACUAAGUUGAGUUCUUCAACCAGGUACUUCUAUAUUAUUGACUUACUUUACUAAGCUUGUUAGUUUUUUUGUACAAUUUCAAAAGAAUAAUGAAGUUACACUUGCAACAAAAUGGUUUCAUUCAAACAGAAAAUGAAAAUAGAGAUUUGAUUAUUCACAUGGAAACCAUGUUACAAACUGUUGAACUUCCCUUAGUUUCACGUUGUUGUAUAUACAAAGUACCUCAAAAAAUCCGAAAACUCAACCAAGAAGCAUACACUCCAACCAUUCUUUCCAUUGGCCCAUUUCACUAUGGAGACAAAAGGUUAGAAUCAAUGGAAGAUCUCAAAUUGAGGUACCUCAAGAGUUUCCUAGAAAGAACUCAAAAGGGGUUAGGAGAAUGCAUUCAAUACAUCAAAAAAUCAGAAGAAAUCAUUAGGUCUUGUUACUCAGAAGCCAUUGAACAAACCAGUGAUGAUUUUGUUAAGGUUAUUUUAACCGACGCUUGUUUUAUAAUCGAGUAUUUUCUUCGGUCGCUAGAGUGGCCACAAGAAGAUCCUUUGUUAUCCAAACCAUGGUUGAGGUGUGAUGUGAAGCUUGACCUCAUAUUACUUGAAAAUCAGCUUCCUUGGUUUGUUCUUGAAGAUUUGUUUAACUUGACAGAACCAAGUUGCAUCGACGGUGAGGUUUCUUCGUUUUUCGAUAUUUUCGAUCCAAAAUCUCACACUUUUCACUAUUUUAGGGUUCAUUUCCUGCAGAGUGUAUUGCCUAAUGAAACAAGUAACAGCAAGUUCACUAUUCAAUACUUUCUUGAACACUAUCAACAAUAUAUAAUGCAACCUGAUCAAGUUAGUAUGCAAUUGCAUAACCUCACCGAUCUGUUACGAGUAUUUUACUUGCCACCCGACAUGUUACCGAAGAGGGAAAAACAAACGGUGAAGCAUCUAUAUAGCGCGAGCCAGUUAAUAGAAGCAGGCGUAAAACUCCAUGUGGGUCAAGAUUACCAAAGUGUACUGGAGUUAAAAUUCUCAAAGGGUGCGCUUACGAUACCGAGAUUCGAAGUCUGUCAUUGGACUGAGACUCUUUUAAGGAACGUGGUUGCGUUCGAGCAAUGCCAUUAUCCGUUUCAGACUUACGUAACGGAUUACACAAUCCUCUUGGAUUUCCUGAUUGAUACGAGUCAGGAUGUUGAUAAACUUGUUGACAAGGGAAUAAUGAUUAACACGUUGGGUGAUAGCAAUGCGGUUGCUAAAAUGAUUAACAAUCUUUGUCUUAAUGUUGUUCAGGAAAAUAUCAACGGCGGUUAUGUUUCCUUAUGCAGAAGAUUGAAUUGCUUUUAUGAGGACCCUUCUCAUAAAUAUAAAGCAAUCUUUAUACAUGACUACUUCAGCACUCCUUGGAAGAUAACAUCUUUUGUUGCUGCAAUUGUUCUACUUUUGCUUACUCUAGUCCAAGCCACAUGUUCUGUCAUUUCAUUGUUUUAG